GCCAGCCAGUCAGUCAACCAACGCCAGUAGCCAGGCCAGGCAGCGCCCGUGUGCGCAGCACUCGGCAGGCCGCUGGCCGAGCCGGCACCCGACUGUCCGGUUCAGCAAACCGGCAGUCCGGUCCAGACCGGUUCAGACCGGCUGGACCGGUUCAGUCAGUAUUCUUCAGUUUCAUAGAUUCAGAUAUGACUCUAGAAUUCAGUAUCUUCCGAUAUGACUCUAGAUUUCCUCAGGAUUCAUAUCAGUAUUUAUUGGCCAUUUUUGGCAACUCGUCAAGAGAUUUGUGUGCGUUAGUAAUCAGUCAGAAUAUUAUCAUGUGUUCAAUAAGGUUGAACUUUCUCCAUGUUCAGAUGCCGCCCCGUAGGGAACCCGAUCACCCGGCUCUUACUCAGGCCAUAGUAGUCGCACAGUUCCACGAGUAUCAUGCUGAGAAAUUCUCUGGGCAGGGAGAUCCCCGUAUUGUGGACGAGUGGAUUCAGGGCCUUGAGUUUAUCUUCGAGGUCAUGGAUUGUCCAGACAGAUAUCGCGUAAUCUGCGCUCAGCUUCAGCUAACCGGCGAUGCCCGGCUCUGGUGGAAUGCCUACUGGAGCAUGCGUCCCGGCGAAAAGGAGGGAUGUACAUGGGAUAGGCUCAAGGAGGUGAUCCGCGAAAAGUACUACCCCACCUAUUACAGAGCAGAGAUGGAGCGUCAGUUCUUAUCGCUCCAGCAGGGUACUCGUUCUGUUGACGAGUACGAGAGGGAGUUUACCAGACUUGCAGGUUUUGUUCCGGACCUGGUUCGUACGGAGGCACAGAGGGCACAGCGCUUCAUUGACGGGCUUUACCCAGCAGUCCGUCACAAUAUUGUAGGUCACGGGACCCAGACGUAUGCUCGUGCUGUUUCGAUUGCCCAGGAGGUGGACGCCAAUAUCAGGAGGGAGGCCGUCCGUGAUCGUUCUCAGCCAUCCGCCCCCGCCCAGUCAUCCGCAGCUCCAUCAGCCUUACCAGUUGCCCAGUCACCGAGGAACAACAAAAGGAAGGGAAAGGGUACACAGACUGAUAGGAGGACUCGCCGGAGGCAGCAGCAGACUCCACAGUGCCCCACAUGUGGACGACUUCACCGAGGCGAGU
Molecule: messenger RNA, 1110 nt
Organism: Striga hermonthica
Lineage: Eukaryota; Viridiplantae; Streptophyta; Magnoliopsida; Lamiales; Orobanchaceae
Source: the annotation of a GenBank genome assembly